AUGGCUCAAGACCCAAGAGCUCUUCUCCAAAAGGCUCAGAAGCAGCUUCAGAGUGCCGGCGGCGGCUUCAGCUUCUUUGGUGGACGAGAGGAGAAGUAUCAAGAGGCCGCUGAUCUCUUCACUCAAGCCGCCAAUGCCUUCAAGAUGCAGCAACAGAUGCUCGAAGCCGGAAAGGCUUUUGAACAGGCCGCCCAAGUUCAAACCGACAAGCUGAAGGAACCCGAUGACGCUGCCAACACCCUAGUGGAUGCCUUCAAGGCCUACCGCAAAGACGACCCUCAGGCUGCUGCGCGAUGCCUGAACGUCGCUGUCGAUCGAUACUGCGCCAAGGGUAAUUUCCGCCGCGCAGCUUCCCAUAAGGAAAAUCUCGGCGAGCUGUAUGAGGUGGAACUCGGCGAUGCCAAGAGCGCUAUCGAGUGCUACGAACUCGCUGCUACCUGGUAUGAGGGCGAUAAUGCGGCAGCUCUUGCCAACAAGCUAUGGCUGAAGGUGGCCGACGUGGCUGCUAUCGAGGGCGACUACUACAAGGCCAUCGAGAAAUACGAGAGGGUGGCUGAGCAAUCAAUCAACAACAACCUCAUGAAGUACAGCGUCAAGGACUACUUGCUCAAGGCAGGUAUCUGCCAUCUGGCCAGUGGCGAUCUGGUCGCUGCUCAGCGCGCCCUGGAGAAGUACCGCGAUAUGGAUCCCUCAUUUGGUGCACAGCGUGAGCAUCAGCUUUUGACUGACCUCUGCGAGGCCAUCGAGGCCAAGAGCCAGGAGCAGUUUACCGACAGGCUGUAUCAGUUCGACCAGAUCAGCAAGUUGGAUAAGUGGAAGACGACGAUCUUGGUGCGAGUGAAAAACCAGAUUGAGGAGGAAGAGGAUGAAGAGUUUGCGUAG
Fusarium mangiferae is the source of this 882-nucleotide messenger RNA. RefSeq names its product putative transport vesicle fusion protein SEC17. The transcript has 4 exons. The record is from RefSeq and is a predicted model, not a curated record. Gene Ontology annotation, molecular function: soluble NSF attachment protein activity; syntaxin binding. Lineage: Eukaryota; Fungi; Ascomycota; Sordariomycetes; Hypocreales; Nectriaceae. Gene Ontology annotation, biological process: SNARE complex disassembly; intracellular protein transport. Bases 1 to 882 code for a protein of 293 amino acids. Gene Ontology annotation, cellular component: SNARE complex; vacuolar membrane.